AACACUGAACCACAGUAGUAAAGGCUGUAAGUUCUUACAGCAAAAAAAAAACAACUGUACAGUACUGACUUACCUUGUGUCUGAAGGAGAGGUGGCCAGAGGGUGAGGAAGAUAGAGAGGGAAAUACACAGGAGGCUCCAUCUACAGUUGUCCGUGUGAGUAUAAUGGGGAAGAAAGCAGUGAAACAGACACUGGUGGGUGCACUGGUGGCAGCCGUGGGAUGUAUGAGUCUCAUUGCUCUCAUACUCACUCUGGUUGAACAUCACAGUGUGGAGCUGCCUCCAAGCUCUCAGUUUGGAAUGGUGUUUGAUGCUGGGUCCACUCACACUGCCCUCUUUGUGUAUCAGUGGCCUGGAAACAAACAGAACAACACAGGGGUAGUGUCUCAGGUUCUGGUCUGUGAUGUUGAUGGACCCGGGAUCUCCAGCUAUGCCUCUGACCCCCCUGGUGCUGGGAAAAGCUUGGUGAAAUGCUUGGAUUCUGCCAAGGCAGCCAUCCCAAUAGAGAAACAAAAGGACACACCCGUGUACCUAGGGGCCACAGCUGGUAUGCGGCUUCUGAAAGUACAAAAUCCAACACAGUCUGACCAGGUCCUGAUGGAGGUGACAAAGACAAUCAAAAACUACCCCUUCAACUUCCGUGGGGCAAGAAUACUCUCAGGCUCAGAAGAGGGGGCUUACGGCUGGAUUACCAUCAACUACUUGCUGGAGGGGUUCAUCAAGUACUCCUUCGAAGGUAAGUGGCUGCAGCCCAAGGGAGGGAAGAUACUUGGGGCGCUGGACAUGGGAGGAUCCUCCACCCAGAUUGCCUUCACCCCAAAAGACCCAAUGAAGGAUCCGGCCUCAGCAGCUCAGCUCCGCCUAUAUGGGUUUGACUACAGUGUCUACACUCACAGCUACCUGUGCUAUGGAAAGGAUCAGGCCAUGGGGCAGCUGCUAGCCAAACUGUACAAGACCAACUCAACCCAGCCAAUUGAACACCCCUGCUACCACCAAGGCUACAACUUGACACUGACCCUGGGUGACAUCUACAGCUCUCCUUGUGUAGAGACGUUGGGGACAUUUGAUCCUACCAGCAAGGUCACCUUUUCUGGAAGCAGUGACCCCAUGAAAUGUCUCACCCUGGUGAAGAGUAUUUUCAACUUCAGUGGCUGCUCUUUCCCACCUGACUGUGCCUUUAACGGUGUCUACCAACCUCCUGUCAAUGGACACUUCUUUGCUUUCUCAGCGUACUUCUACACCUUCAAUUUCCUUGGCCUGGCCCCUCAGGCCCCGCUGCCACAGGUGCUCAGCACCAUAGAUUCGUUUUGCAAGAAGGACUGGGCAACGGUGAAAGCAGAGCAUCCAAAAGAGAAGGAGAAGUACCUUCAGGACUACUGUGGCUCAGCCAACUACUUUAUGACUAUACUAUUGGACGGCUACAAGUUUAACCAGAGCUGGAGCAACAUUUACUUCCAGAGGACGGCAGCAGACACGGAUAUCGGCUGGACACUGGGCUACAUGCUGAAUCUGACUAACCUGCUCCCAUCUGAGCACCCUGUGACUGUGACCGGAGUACAGCACGGGCAGUGGGCGGCUGGGGUCUUCUUCAUUGUCUUUGCCCUCUUCCUCUGUCUGGUGGUUGUAUCUGUUCUAUGUGCAUGGAAUCCAGACUACUAAGAGCAGCAAAUAGGAUGCUGGUCAUCCAUCUACAUAGAUUUAUCAGUCUAUGAGAGACAGAUUGCUGGAAUUGAAGAAGAUGUAAUAAAAAUGGGUAUUCUAGAUUCCUGAGAACUGAAACAAAAAAGACUAUGACAGGGAACAAUCAGGUAACACUAUAUGCUGAUUGACAUUCAAACUAUUUGAUUGAGCAGUACAUCGAAUGCAAUUCUGCCAUGUUUUGCAAGGUGUCUGCAGUAAUUCCAUAUGAAAGAAAUUGUUUAUUGGAGGCAUUUCUUUGCUAACACAAGCAGAAAACUUUAUUUAUUUUUCUGCUUAUUUUGUUAAUAUCCGCCCGAUAUAUGCUGACUGCGUCAA
This is a messenger RNA of Megalops cyprinoides (Indo-Pacific tarpon), 2015 nucleotides long. RefSeq names its product ectonucleoside triphosphate diphosphohydrolase 8 (gene entpd8). The record is from RefSeq and is a predicted model, not a curated record. Lineage: Eukaryota; Metazoa; Chordata; Actinopteri; Elopiformes; Megalopidae. The transcript has 10 exons. Gene Ontology annotation, cellular component: plasma membrane. Bases 165 to 1658 code for a protein of 497 amino acids. Gene Ontology annotation, molecular function: UDP phosphatase activity; GDP phosphatase activity. Gene Ontology annotation, biological process: nucleoside diphosphate catabolic process.